Nilaparvata lugens (brown planthopper) is the source of this 4577-nucleotide messenger RNA. It is a transcript of the gene mRpS25, whose product is annotated as probable 28S ribosomal protein S25, mitochondrial. Gene Ontology annotation, molecular function: structural constituent of ribosome; protein binding. The record is from RefSeq and is a predicted model, not a curated record. Bases 2772 to 4472 code for a protein of 566 amino acids. Gene Ontology annotation, cellular component: mitochondrion. Lineage: Eukaryota; Metazoa; Arthropoda; Insecta; Hemiptera; Delphacidae. The transcript is spliced from 10 exons.
CAGCUUUAGUUCAGCAUUAAUUUAAAUUUUUAUAUAACAGAAAGGUUAUUUUUAGUGUAUUGCUUUAGAAAUAAACUCCAGUCAUGCCUUUCAUGAAAGGUCUUGCUCCUAUAAGGAGAACUGUAAAUUAUUUAGAGGCUGGUAGAUUAAUUUUCAAAGAUAGGAUAAAGAUAUUUUCGGUAAAUCUGAACUUCAAAGGAGAUCAUCAUCAGGGUGCAAGGGACUUUGUGUUCUGGCACUUUUGUCAGAUACAAUACAAGAAUCCAAGUGUACAAGUUAUAUCAUACUACGAUCUGACGCCUUCGCCAUUCAUUUCCUGCUAUUUUUCUGAUGGACAAAAGAUGUUGAUAGAUAUAGAAGCAAAAUCCAAAGAUGAAAUACUUGACCACGUGAUAAGAGUUGUUGGAAAACCAAGUGAUGUUCUUCAGGCUGAAUCGAAAGCUAGAGAAAAGAAAGAUAACCCAGCCAAUUUCGGCUACAUGUGCGAGAAGCAUUGCAUUUGCGAAAUAGAAGGUCAAAUCCCUUGUCCGUCGGUGGUACCGCUACCCAAAGUCAUGAGAGGGAAGUACAUAAUGCAACAAAGAAACAAAUAAUGCUGAGUAGUGUGAGUGUAAUGUGCAACAAGUGAGUGAGUGUUAAUAGAUUAUAGAAACUGAUAAAUGUUACUCAUAAAGACUUAUCUGAAAUUCUACACAAAUAUGAAAUUCUACACAGAACUAAAAUAUAUUGUUUAUUGUUUCAAAAUAUGUUCUUUCUUUAGUACAAACUGGCUUGUUCUAAUAGAUUGUUACAUUUCAUUUUUCCUUUUUCAUGCCAUUUUAAAAAUUAUUUGAUAAAUAAUUUGAAGGAAUAUAUUAUGAUAUUCAAAGAUAUAGUUCUAUGGGAGAAGGGUCAUUCUAUAAUAAUGUAUUAAUUUAUUUGUAAAUAUUACAAAUGUGUUUGACAUUCAUCCAAUGUGAAUACUGGAAUUAAGUUUGAAUAAUCUAACCUACUCUAAUCUGAAAAUUAAUGUAUGUCAUCGCAUUAUUUAAGGAAUAAUUGGUAAUCAAUAUCAAUAGCCUAACUUUGCAGUAAUCUAAACUAAAUUCAAAUUUGAAGGAGCCUGGAUUCAUUAGGAAGCAUCCCUGAAUUACAUUACACAAAAAUAUGGUAUUUUCAACCCCUUUUUUCACCUGAGGUAAAAAUUACGAUUCGACUUGUUUUUUAUUUAAAAAAUGGUCGUAACUGGUACGGUAACAUAUGAAAUUCAUUGUAUAAUGAUAUUGAAUGUUAAUUCAUGGUGUUUGUAGUUUAUUAAACUGGGUUUUAUUUUCAUUAUAUUUUGUAAAUUUAAAAUUAAGGAUUUUUGCCAAACAUACUAGAGCACUUGAUUAUUCGGAAUCGAAGUUAUGAAUGCAAGGUAGUACCUCAAGUACUGUAUUUCAAAUUGAUAUUAUGAACGCCAUAUUUCGUAAUGAAUCGAUAAACAUCCGAAAAUAUUUAUUGAAUUCUGCUAAUACCUCUUAUUAUAAUAGGACUAAACUGUGAGAUCAAGUGAUCAUAAUCUCUAUUUGAUUCAGUGACAUGACAGACUAUUAUAAUGGGGCUGAUAAAAUUGUAUUAAGUUCCGUCCUCAUCACUGACUGUCAAGAGGCAUCUAUUUUUCCAGUCCAAUAUUACUUGCCAUGAAUUUUCACCGUCGUCGACAGUAUUGAAUUUUUAAACAAUGGGUUACCUCCCAUUGUAAAAAUUCGUGGCAAAUAAUCGACUAAAUUACAACAUUCAGUCUUAUCUUUCGAAAAAUUAUGCUAACUUCCCCCAAUUUUGUGAUGAAUUUUUUGUAUUUUUUACACAUUGUCAAUGAAUGCUUCAUCUUCUGAUACAAUAAGAGGAAAUUCCUGUUUCCUAGAAGCAAUGAACAUAUCUGAUGUGGCUGAAUCUUACUCCUAUAAAAUUGUAAUUGCUACUUUGUUGUGUAUCCAUUCUUUUCCAUUAUUAAUUUAAACGUUGAAUUUAAAAACACUUUUUAAGAAGGAACACUCACUUUUUAGCAAUGGUGACGUUUCGACCUGUUGUGGGUCAUCUUCAGACUGGGACGUUUGCUACUAAAAAGUGUUUUAACUUCAAAAGUAUUUUUCAAACUGUAAUUGUUAUCAUUUCAAAUCGAUUUAAUCUAAUCGGGAAACAUAUUAACAAUUCAUAUGCAGAAAUAAAGGUUUCCAAACCAGAGUAACUCAGUUACUGUAUUAUCUUACUUGCAGUUUUAGUAGAUAUUAAUAGUGAACAUCUAAUAUCUUCCUUUUAGUAGAUAACAUCAAUUAACCUUCAACUGGGUUGAUAAUAUUAUCAAACGAUACUAUGCAGCAUUGUUUUUUGUAACUAAUAAUCAUGCAAAUUUAUAAAAAAAAAUAUUCCACGGAAAUGUAUAUUUGUUGCAAAAAUAGCUGUAAUAGUGUUGGAACUGAGCUGGAAGUGACUUGAUGUCAUUCAGCCAAUUGGGAUGAAAGUGGUUCAAGUGUGUUGGAUGCCUGGAAGCUGCCAAAGUCGAGAACGUCUUCAAGUGGAGUAAAGCAGAGCUUAGCAGUCCCAGCCUCCCUUCUCAACAACUCAAUACUGUCGUCAAUUACCAAUUGCCGGCCACUAGGAACGGAUGUCGUGUUGAUCCCCUCUUGACGCUCCUUAGCCUCCCUUCCCCUCCAGCGGUGGCCAGCACCAUUUCUCCGUCAGCUGCCUGCCUCAUCGAGUGAUUUAUUCAGUUGUGUUUCUGGUGCAACAGAUCGCAGCAUGGUGGAAUGUCACAAUCCUGUCUCAUCAAUUUCUCCUUACUGAAACAAUGCAUAAGAGUGAUGCCUCUGAAGAUUUUUGUUUGGUGUUGCGUUCUACUGCAGAUUGCAGCUGCUCUAACAGGGGACAACGUUUGCAGACGAGUCGAAACGAGCUCCGAGACAGUUCAAUAUGUAAUUCAAGAGCCGGUGACAUAUCGACUAUACACAUGGUGUUUGAAAAUGCCACCUAGGUGCUCCAAGUAUUCAACUAUAAUGAAAGAGAGAAUUAAGUCAAAGAUACAAAUAAAUAAUAAUACAAUAGAAGAAUGUUGCGAGGGCCAUGUUGAGCUAUCGGGAAUCUGUGUUACGGAAUGCAAUUCAACGGAAUGCCCGAAUAUGUUGUGCAAAACGGAAGAUUCACUAGUAAAAUGUAAAUGCAGAUCUGGCUUUAUGGGAUACAAAUGCAAUAAACCUUGCCUGUAUGGUUUCUGGGGCGAUGGUUGCUUCGACAAGUGCGAAUGCAACGGGGAAUCGUGUGAUGCAGCGACUGGCGAUUGUUUGAAAACAACUACAACUACUUCUCAGACAUCGGAGACUCCUCCCACAACAAAUUCAGGCCAAUCGCCUAAAACAAAUAUACCUACAUCAACUUUAAGUGAACAGAAGACCUCUGUUUCCAAAACGGACAAAAAUGAUUACACUCAAGAUGUGUAUCCUGACCUUUCUUUAGAUCCAACAGGGAUGCCACCUGCAGUUAGUCAGCAGGAGGAUUUCCCAGCCACGUUAUUACCUGCACCAGAAGACGAAAUCAUUCUAUUGUAUCCAUCUUCUAGAGCUCAAACACCCGGCGGACUUCAAAAGAUAAGAGACAACAUUGCUUCUCUUUCUGUAUCCAGUACAACCGAGAGCUCAAUCUUCACAUCUGAUUCGAUUCCCAGACCUCCCAAAUCAGAAGAUACAUUGGAAAAACUGGAUGAUGUAGUGAGACAUACUCUUUUCACCAAGGAUUCUGAAUUUGGUUCUAAAAACGAGAAUGAUCUUACAGAGAAAUUCCACAUUAAAAGUACAACCGACCAUGGACCUAAUCAGAGCACAUCAAGAUUUCCGUUCAACAUAAACCCCAACACCGAUUCAACAACGCAUUCAUCAAACCAAAAACAUAAAUACUCAGACGACUGGGACAAGAUGGGGGAGAAACGUUACCAAAAUAAGAAUGAUAAUGAUUUUGACAAUAAUCUACAGAUAUCGAAUGGCGCCACGAAUUAUACUGAUUUCAAAAAUGGUCUAAAUACCAAUGAGAUUCAAAAAGACAUGGGAGCUCGCAAUAGUGAAGAGAAAUUGAGUUCAUCUGACAUGACCAUCAAUAGUUCAUUGGUGAAAGCAAAACGUCAGAGAGGAGCAUUUGAUUUACUGGACUUCAAUUCACUUCUUAUACUGUUAUCAUUGGCAGCUACAAUUAUCUUGAGUUUUAUUCUGAUAAUUGUGUCGGUUGUACGCUGUAACAGACUGAAGGCCGAGGCGAGUGUAACUUAUGACGACACUGUCAAUUGUGACAACUCAAUAAGAACUGGCCACUAUUCCACUCCAGGUCAACCAAUCUUCUUCUGCCCAGCAUUCUCGAAUUCAUAUGCAAUAGAGUUGGCACAAGAGCUUCGAGAAGCCCAAUACGAUCAUCCAAAAAGUUCUUGCUGCCUCAAUGAGCCUUUGUAUGCAGAAUUGAAAUACUAAUAAUUAUACAAAACUGUUAUCAGGCAUCGUUCAUCACAACCUUUACAAAUAAAUUUUUUAAAGUAUUUAUUUUUAAAAAAUGUACAAAUAAAACUUAAGAUACGA